AUGGCAGGUUUUAUAAAAGCUUCCGAGUUAUUAAAUUCAAAAAACGAUACUGCCAUUUUAGAUGAACUAAAAGAUAAAUUUACUCAUAUGCAAAAUGCUCAACUUACUGAAAUACAUAAAGAAACUUUAAAAUCAUUCAAUUCUAAAGAAAUACAUGACCGUCCUUGUGUAAAAACUUUACAAAAAUAUAUUACUAUAUCGAAACCUAAAAAUACUCAACAAAAUACUUGUUUAUGGUUUUCUAGAUUUGAGAAAUUUGUGAAGAGCACUCAACCGGAUAUAGAUUUACUUACACUUUAUGAUAAAAAAGUUAUUGCAGUGCUUUUAUGUGAAUUUAUAGUAGUUAUAAAAACAAGAGAAAAAAAUGAAUUUAAAGCAAAUUCAUUAUACAAUAGAAUAUGUGCUAUUAAUAAGUUUUAUCAAGAAUUAUUCAAAACUAAAGAAUCAUUUAAUAUACAUGAAGAUUAUGAGUUUAAGGCAGUAUGCGAUACCUUGUAUACCAGAAUAAUUGAGUUAGAAGAAAUUAAUAAUGGUAAUUAUAAUGGAGCUGAUCCUCUUACUGAUGAAGAAAUGAUUCAAAUCUUUGAGCAUCCUAAUAUGUCAAAUAAUACACCAGAUGGAUUAUUAAGAAGAGUUUUUUAUGGAUAG
Messenger RNA from Funneliformis geosporum, 648 nucleotides. Lineage: Eukaryota; Fungi; Glomeromycota; Glomeromycetes; Glomerales; Glomeraceae. The record is from the annotation of a GenBank genome assembly.